Messenger RNA from Mesitornis unicolor (brown roatelo), 2106 nucleotides. It is a transcript of the gene MEPE, whose product is annotated as matrix extracellular phosphoglycoprotein. The record is from RefSeq and is a predicted model, not a curated record. Gene Ontology annotation, biological process: biomineral tissue development. Gene Ontology annotation, cellular component: extracellular matrix. Bases 1 to 2106 code for a protein of 701 amino acids. Lineage: Eukaryota; Metazoa; Chordata; Aves; Mesitornithiformes; Mesitornithidae. Gene Ontology annotation, molecular function: extracellular matrix protein binding. The transcript has 5 exons.
AUGCAAACAGCCCUUCUGUGCCUGUGUCUGCUCAGCACAGUCCUCUCGGUGCCCGUGCCGCCGCUGCCCAGGAGAGCUGCCAGGAACUGCGUGGGACAACACCGGAUACUGCUGAAAGGCUGCAAUGCCAAGCAUGGCUUCUAUGUUUUCAAAUACGUCUACUCGUUUUCAACACGGAGGAACCAGACACAGAUAGAGAAGGAAGAGGCUGCCAGGCAGAGCACUGGCCCCAGCCACCAGCCAGGCAAGGACAAUGCCGCUCAGGGGCCGACAGAGGACAGAUCAGCCCUGGAGCGACAUGAUUAUGGUGGCACUGACAUGAUGGAGAACAGGACUGGCCUCAAGACUGAAAACCGUAGCAGUCCAGCUGUUGGUGAGGAUACCCAUGGUCCUCGCCCAGGCACCAGCACUCAGGCGCGUAGUGGCAUUAGUGUUGCGAGUCCCACCCCAGACAGCUCAGAGGGCAGUGGAGACCUGGAUUUGGUGGUUGAAGUCGACAGUGAUGUUUCCAUCCUCCCCCAGGGUGGACACACCAGUGGGACUAUGGCAGGAAACAGGUCUGGUAUCGGGAGUGGAGAUGGGGAUGACAGUGCCCUGAGGGAGGUCCCAGUGGAGAGGGCUAUGACAGCUGGGAGGGAGCGAGUCCCUGCCACUGGAGGGGCUGGGAAUGAGGGUAGUGGCAAGGCCACCAUCCCCAGCCACAGGCAGGAGGGUGCCAUGCAGGGUACAGUGAUGGAAAGGGCCACUCUUACCUCUGUCACUGAGAAGAUGGAUGAUGUUCAAGUUAAUGCCAAAGGUGUGGAUGAAUAUGCCUACAUUCCUGACUCAGGCAUUGUCACCAUCACCCAGGAAAAAGUGGGUAGCACUGCAGGGGGCACCAGCUUCACCCAAAUCUCUCCAGACACAGACAAUGAGGUCAACAUCUUCAUCGGGAGGGCCAACCUCCACAUGGGGGAACAAGAAACAACCCUGGCUGGUGCCACCGUUCGCAGCAAGGAUGACAGCAUCUCCACCAUGGGGACCAGCAGCCCCAUGCCCAGGCUGGGCAGCCCAAAGGCCCAGCCACCCCAGCCACCCCAACACAUUAGGAAGGACAGCCAUCCUACAGCAGACGAUGAGGAUGGUGCCACCAUUAUUGGUGAUGGAAAAGGACCGGUGGCCCCCAGACACUGGAGGGUUGCUGGUGGUGAUGUUACCAUCCCCACGGGAGCUGGUGGCCAUGGGGACAAUGACAAGGAGGUGAGAGGUGAGAGGCAGAGGUUCAGGGGGAGGCUGGGCCAUCCAGCUGUCACCACCCCCCACCAAGGGAGUGGUGAGGAGACUGCCGCUGCCAUCCCAGCGGGGAGUGCAACUGUGGCCUCCCCCGAGGAGAGUGAGAGGGACUGCACCACCACCCUUGGAACGACCAGUGACCACAAGGCAGGCAAGAGCACUGUGGCAGGGAGAGGGGGGAGCAGGGAAGUGGGGCCAGCCACCGCCCAGCCCCGUAGGGAGAGCCAGUCCAGUGCAGGAGCAAAGGUCUGGCCAGAGGGAGCUGGGCUGGAAAAGCCACCCAGCAUGGACAAAAUGCUGGCCUUGCAUGGGAAAGCUGGCAACCAGGCAUCGAGCAGGGCCCAGGGAAGUGCCAGUGGACAUGGCAAUGAUGCCAAGGGGAGGCUGCACACCACCAAAACAGGGGGCAGCCCCCGUCUGCAGGCAGGGGGAGCUGGGGGUGGCAUGGCAGUGGGUGAAGGCCAGGAGUGGGGCCGAGAUGGUGGGGCCAGGGUGGUGCCAGCUGGGGCUGGGAGUGGCCACCUCCCUGGGCACCGUGGCAGGAGGCUGGGGAGUGCAGCGCAGGGGGCAUUCACAGCACUGGGCCACAGCAGGCAGGUGGAUCAGGUGAAGCGUGCCAAUGAGCUCCAUGUCCGGGAGCAGGCCUUUUAUGCCCUCAGCAGGGUGGGGAAUGGCCCCAGUGGCCCCUAUGCUGCCCUUGGAAGUGCUGACAGCAGCCAGUCCUCUGAGGGGGAGCAGGGCAGCCACAGUGACAGCCGACAGAUGGGACUGCAGCCCUCUGGAUGGGGGGCCCCAGGGCACCUUCACAGCCACUGGAGCCAGGGGGCCCGCUGA